CUUCUUCUUCAUCUCUCUCUCUCUCUCUGCCAUGUUCAUACCACUUCUGCUUCAGAAACUGACCUUUCUGGGUCUGCUAUAUGCAUCUUUCCUUAUCUCUUCUUCUUCUUCUUCUUUUUCAAUGAAUGAUGAUAAUCUGAUAGAUUCAUCGAAGCUGGAGAUGUUUGUGGAUGAGGUUCCUGAUAUGCCCAGAAUCCAUGGCUACAAGCUUGUUCAUGGAGUCCCCAAACCCAAAUCUUUACAUAUUGGCAUGUUCCGCAAGAACUGGAAAUUUCAUAGGGAUUUGCCUCCAACGCCUGUUUUUGCUUACGGCGUGGACGAGCGUACUGCAACAGUUCCUGGUCCAACAAUCGAGGCCAUACAUGGCGUUGACGCCUUUGUGACGUGGAAAAAUCACCUCCCUUCAAAACACAUACUCCCGUGGGACCCAACUAUUCCUACAGCCAUACCCCACUCAAAGAUGGGCAUUCCUACGGUCGUUCAUCUCCACGGUGGGAUCCACGGGCCCCACAGUGAUGGCAAUGCAAACGCAUGGUUCACCAAUGGAUUCAACGAAACAGGACCCACUUGGACUCGAAAGAGCUACCACUAUCCCAACUACCAACAUCCUGGAAAUUUAUGGUAUCAUGACCAUGCUAUGGGGUUGACUCGAGUCAACCUCCUUGCUGGUUUAUUUGGGGCCUACAUUAUCCGUCACCCUCCGAUUGAGGCCCCACUUAGACUACCUUCUGGUAAUGUCUGUGAUCGACCGUUGGUAAUCUUCGAUCGGAGCUUCCGCACUGAUGGGUCCAUAUACAUGAAUUCUACCGGAAACAACCCCACCAUACACCCUCAGUGGCAGCCUGAGUACUUUGGUGAUGCUAUUAUCGUGAACGGCAAAGCCUGGCCUCGCAUGACAGUACAACGUUGUAAAUACAGAUUCCGAAUAAUCAACGCCAGUAAUGCUAGAUUCUUUAGAUUCUUCUUUACGAACGGCUUGGAAUUCACCCACGUGGCAUCAGAUUCAGCAUACAUUGAAGAGCCAGUAACAACUAAGGAGUUUCUGUUGGGGCCAUCUGAGAUCACAGAUAUAAUUGUUGACUUUUCUCAAUCAAAGAAUGAGACUGUCAUCUUAGCCAACAAUGCAGCCUAUCCCUACCCAUCUGGUGAUCCAGAUGAAUCUAACAGCAAGGUGAUGAAAUUCUUCUUACAGCCCAAUCGAGAUGCUGACACGUCACGAGUUCCCAAAAAGUUGAUAAAAUACCCCCAAGUGGAUUUAUCCAGUGUGUCGCGCACACGGUACAUCGCAAUGUAUGAGUACACUAGUGACGCGGACGAGCCUACUCACUUGUUUCUGAAUGCAAAACCAUAUGAGGCCCCAGCUACAGAAAUUCCCAAGGUGGGGUCAACGGAGGUGUGGUAUGUGAUCAAUCUGACGGAGGAUAAUCAUCCGCUGCACAUUCAUUUGGGACUGUUCAAAGUGCUGGAUCAGACGGAGCUGGUGAAAUCGGAAAAGUUCAAGGCUUGUAUGGAGAAAGAAAAUGACGCCAAGAAGUGCCACGUGGACAUGUAUGCACGUGGCAAGAAAAUAGAGGUUCCGGCACAUGAGAGGGGGUGGAAGAACGUUUACAAGAUGAUGCCCGGGUUUGUGACGAAAAUUGCUGUGAGGUUUGGUUACAUACACACAAAUGCAUCAUAUGUCUUCGAUGCAACCGAUGAACCCGGCUACGUUUAUCAUUGCCACAUAUUGGACCACGAGGACAAUGCGAUGAUGAGGCCCUUGAAAUUGAUAAAGUGAGAUUUAUGACUCUGAACAAAUGCAAGUGGGGAGAAUAAUCUGGAACAUCAAAUGAUUUUCGCUUUUGAUCAGGAAAUUAAAUAAUUAGAAUAUGUAAUACAUGAAGAAGGGAAUAGCUACGUCGUAGGUUUUUGUAGAAGGUGCUUUGAGAGCUUCUGGAGUGUUCACAAAGUAUUUUAUGUAGUUCAUAGUCAACAAGGACGGAAAAAAAAAAAAAAUCGCCUUGUAAGUUUGAAUAAAUUAAUAAAAGUAUGGAUAGUUGGUUAUUAGGGUGCCUUAAUAUUUGUAAUAAUUACAUCGAUUCAGUGUUAAUUUGUCUCUUCAUGAAUGGAUAUAAUGCGAGUGGCUUGGUUCAUUGGAUGUGGCGAUUCGUAAUUAGGUC
Messenger RNA from Neltuma alba, 2159 nucleotides. RefSeq names its product multicopper oxidase LPR2-like. Lineage: Eukaryota; Viridiplantae; Streptophyta; Magnoliopsida; Fabales; Fabaceae. Gene Ontology annotation, biological process: cellular response to phosphate starvation. Gene Ontology annotation, molecular function: oxidoreductase activity; copper ion binding. The record is from RefSeq and is a predicted model, not a curated record.